AUGGCCAUGAACUCGACGAGUUUGUUAAUAAAUUCUAAAGUUGUGAACCCUAUCCAGCGAGUCAGCAGAAUACCUUGGGAUGAUUCUUGUACCUUACCCGAAGAAAUCAAAUUCAUGGGCAAAAAGUCCUGCAUCCCAACACCUUUUCAUAGGGUUCCCAAGCUGCGGCCUUCUAACCUGUACCUUUCUAUCCCACAAUUCCGCAUAGCCCCACGUUUAUCAAAGGCAAGCUGCAAGCAAGACAAGACACAAGGAACCAUGACCACCACAGCCGUCGAAAAUCACACCAAAAUCUCCAAGAAUAACGUCUAA
This is a messenger RNA of Sclerotinia sclerotiorum 1980 UF-70, 312 nucleotides long. RefSeq lists its product with no specific name. Lineage: Eukaryota; Fungi; Ascomycota; Leotiomycetes; Helotiales; Sclerotiniaceae. The coding region runs from base 1 to 312 and encodes 103 amino acids. The record is from RefSeq and is a predicted model, not a curated record. The transcript is spliced from 3 exons.